AUGGAAACAUCAGGUGAAACAAACAUCACCAAUGCAAAACAGCCUAAACCUCCACCUUUGAUUGUGGAUUCCAAAACUUCUCUGCAAGCCCUGCGGCAACUUUUUGAAAACAAACUGUUUACGGUCUUUCUUUACGGCCUUCCCAAAAUUGAAACAUCAGAAAUUAUUGAUGAGUUAAAAAGUUAUAAUGUUAUCCCUUCAUCUGUCGCGGAAACAACAACCAAAUACAGUUCGGUGAACAAUGCUGUGUACAAAGUUCAAUUUGUGAGAAAGAAUUUCAUUCCUAACUCACUCAAAAAUAUAAAAACAAUUGCUAAUGUUGUUAUCUCUUGGAGAAAAUAUAAGCAAAAGAAAAACGAUAAGCCUACACAAUGUUGGAACUGUUUGAUGUAUGGUCACGGUGGCGAACAUUGCCAUCGACUUCCAGCAUGUAUGAUCUGUGCCAACCAACAUCACACAAAUCAAUGCCCGCUCAACAACAACAAUAAACGUCCAGCCGUCUUCACAUGUUUCAAUUGUAAGAAGCAUGGGAAGGAAAGAACCGUUCACUCAGCAAACGACAUCAAUUGCCCUCUGCGUGCUCAUUACCUUGAGGCGAGAGCGAAUGCAACAUCAAGGAAUGUCCGUCACCUAACUGUAGUUAAAUCUACCCAUCAACCGAACAUACAACCUACCAACAGUGUCAGCUUCAACAACAACCAUUUGUCAAACAGUGGUUCGUAUGCUGGCUGUAUGCGUAGCAAUAAUUCGUUGUUCAGCAUUAACGAUUUAUUUGAAAUUUUUACGUCAACUUUGGAAGACUUAAAAAGAUGUACUUCAAAGAUUGAACAAAUGCAAGUCGUGAUGUCGAUGGUCUAUGAAUUAUAUGAAUUAUAA
Molecule: messenger RNA, 876 nt
Organism: Stomoxys calcitrans (stable fly)
Lineage: Eukaryota; Metazoa; Arthropoda; Insecta; Diptera; Muscidae
Exons: 2
Coding region: 1-876 (291 amino acids)
Source: RefSeq, a predicted model, not a curated record